AUGGAUAGUCAAGAUAACAAGAAUUCCACUGCUUCUACAGGGCAUGAGAUUCAUGGGGUUCACCCAUGUCACAGAUGUGGUUGGCCUUUUCCAAAUCCAAACCCAAGUGCUAGACACAGAAGAUCCCACAAGAAGGUUUGUGGAAAAAUUGAAGGCUAUAAACUGAUUGAAUCAGAAAAUGCCCAUUUGGCUGUUUCAGAUGAGGAGCAUUCCUCCGAUGAGGAUCAUCAAACCCCCAGUCCCAAGGUUGGGAAGAAAAAUAUCAAGGAAUUUGAUAGUAGUGGUGGAGUUGGUGAAAAAUUGAACAGAUCAGAAUAUGAAGUGUUUGCAGAUGCAGUCACCGAAUUUUCAGAUAGUGGAGUUAGUCCCAGAUUGGAUGAGCAUUUGGAGAGUGUUUCUAAUAAGAGUGUGGAAAAAGGCGUGGUGGAUGUUCUUAAUAGGAACCAACUACUGAAGUCUGAUGAAACUGCCAAGACGACUGAACAACUGAAUGACCCCGCAAGCAGCAGCCAAACGUGCAAACUGGAAUAUGUGGUGGACCAUUUGGAGAGUACUAUUACACCAAGUGACACUACAUCUGAAUCAGUUUCUGUUGGACUCACUAACGGUCUACAGUCUGGCUCUCAGAUUCCUAUCAAAUCUGAGAUUCAGACUGAUAUAAUCACUGAUAAUAUAAAUGAAGAUGGUGAAAGGAAAAUGCAGCAAGAGCCAGUGAGUGCUAGAGAGUUUGUAGAUGCCAAAGGGGAAAAAGGUGAGGCGUAUCUGAAAAGCUCUGAGUCUGUGGCCUUAGACUCUGUCAAAGGAAAAACUUCAGAUCUUAAUGUAAUAGUAGUCAAUAGGGAGGAAAAACUUUGUGAUAAAUUGUAUCCUGCUGAAGUGGUCAAGCAUGAAGUUAAUACUCAAAAUGAAAGACCUGAAAACAUGGAUUCUUUUGUUGAGGUAGAAAAGGAUGCUGAUUCUGCCACAGAUAGAAAUGGUGAAAGUGACCACAAUUUGAUUGAGGUAUGUAAGUCAGAGAAUGAGCAGGAACAGAUGCAUUUUCUAUCUGCAAAUUUACCAGGAGUAGAUAACCCUGAAGUCAUAAUUGAAGAUUUCAAAGAUCAUAAAUAUAUUCAGUCUAAGCUUCCUCUGGACCUGAGCUCUGCUGAAAUAAGAAGACCCAUGGAAGCUAUUGAUGAAGGUAAUAUUGCGGAGGAGUGUUUAAGUGCCCAUUCAGUUAAGCCAGUUAGAAGCAUUGCUAGCUCUUCUGUAGCUUUGGGUGCUUCCAGUGCUGUGGAAGAUAAUCUUAAAGUGGAAGCUGACACAUCCACAUUGACUGGAACAAGCGGGAGUGUUGAAACUUGUAGCUUAGAAGUCCGAGAAGUUACCUCUGGGGCAGAGAUCCAACCAAACUCCAAUACCCAAGGAUUGAAGUCUCAUUCGGUUGACUUGUCAAAGAAUGCUCUUUCUGAGUAUUCUCCAGUUAAAGGCUCUGAUAUCAUAUCUAAUGUUUCUUCUACUGAUGAAGAAGUCAAGCAAAAAUACAAUGUGCAUGGAGAUGAGAAUGCUAAAAAUUGUGACACAGUUAAGAGUGACAAGAGUGUUACUGCUGGAAAUGAAAGGGGCGACGGGGACUCUGAGGACAUAUUAUGUGUCCAAUCAAAAUCAACACCCGAUCAUGCAGACAAGUCUUUUUCACCUAAAGAUGAUCAAACUAACAAUGCUCUUGUAGAAGACAUCAACCAUUGUGAUGAAAAGUCCAGCAGUAUGCUUUUGGAUGCAGCAGGGAAUAGAAGUGAGGAAGUUGGUGUCCUUGGUAAUUUAAUGAAUAAUGGAGAAGCAAAGAAUGGUUAUUCUAUGCAGUUGCUGUACCCGACUGAUAUUUUAACUUCAGACCGAAGUGCAAAACACCCAGUCUCCGAAGAGAUGGCUCCUCUGCCUGUAAAUUUUGAAUCUUUGAAACAAAAAUCUGCUGAAGAAACUAGCUGUGCUGGUGAUGGUGUUAUAGAAUCAGAACCUGUUUAUGCGGCUGGAAUGGUAGGUGAACUGACUCGUAAUGGAAAUAUUGUAAAAAUGAGUGAAAAUCAAGAUAAACCUACUUCAAUAAAGCAAGAAUCCAUGCCUGUAGGUCAGGAAUGUUUGAAUGAAACUUCUGCUGCUGUUGAGAACAGAUGCACAAGUGAUGAAGUUAGCACAUUAAAGCCUGUUGGCAUAGAUUCAGGUGUGGAACUGAUUCACGAUGGUGAUAUUGUAGCAUUAGACAACAAUUCACCCGUCUCAAUUUCAAUAGAGCCAGAAGCCACACCUUCAGAUUCUGAAGUUCUAAACAAAAGUUCUGGUACUGUUGACGAUGCACCUAUUACUAAUGGUGAAAAAGUCUCUGGUAUUAGUUUUGAGCCUUUGCAAGAUGAAGCCGAUGACAAGCUCACAAAACAGAAAGAUGGUAAUUCGUCUGUGUUUAUAUCAGGUGCUUCAAGUAGUCCAACUGAGAGUCUCGAAGGGAACUGGGGAUCAGUUCUUUCCUCGCAAUCCGACCUGACAGCCAUUGCCGAAACAAAUCAGAAGCACAAAGCUAUAGCCACAGAAGGCCUUCCUCACAAGUCAGAUGAUUUUGAGCCUCCAUCUUUCGGGACAUUGGUCCAGUCUGCAGAUAAAGUUAAUCAGAAAGGUUCUUUUUCAGAAAUCGAGAUAGCUCAAAAUGCUCAACAGCCGAAAUCUGAAGCUCUACCGCAAGGCUGGUUCCCUUCCGUGACAAACAUAGUGAACGAAUCAGAAGGUCGAAAGAAAAACGAGGAUAUUAUUGCUAAAGUGACAAACUGGAGUUCAGGUAAACAACACAGCCCAUUGAAAAAUCUUCUGAGUGAAGCCAAGUCUCUUAACCCAAAACAAGUGCCUGCUGCAAAUCAGAAAGACGAGACUACCACAAAAGAUAAUGGUCGAGGAGUAACCACUGUGAAUUCAGCAUUAGUUUCUGGAGCACCUAAUAAAGAAAUGGAGUGGAAUUCACCCGCUAGGUAUCCGACUGAGAUUAAGAAAGAGAAGAAGAAAGGAAAGCCGUAUUGGGCAACGUUCGCUUGCUGUUCAUCUGUACAUAGCGACUUGUAA
Molecule: messenger RNA, 3084 nt
Organism: Fraxinus pennsylvanica
Lineage: Eukaryota; Viridiplantae; Streptophyta; Magnoliopsida; Lamiales; Oleaceae
Source: the annotation of a GenBank genome assembly